UCCCCGGAGAAGCGAGCGAGCACACACACAGUCUUGUCUCCUCCUCCCUCGAGCUGUUCGUCUCGAGCUAGUGCUUGGCAUUGGUGCGAGUCGAGAGCGCUAAGGGGAGCUUCGGCGUUGCGGGAGAGUUCGUGGUGUGCGUGAUCAUGACGAACCAGGACGUGGUGGUUUCGGAGAUGGGCAUCACGGCCGGCGCGGCGCUCCCGGGGCCCGGUGGCCCCGCCGGCCUGUUCGCGUGCCGCAGCGCGGCCGCGGGGGCCAUGUCGAUGAGGCAGACGUACCUUGACCUCGCCGCCGCCGCCGCGGUGGCGCGCUCCGCGAGCUGCACCUGGGCCGAGACCAUGCGCGCCUCCUCGCCCACCCGCUCGUCCCGCUCCGCCGCGGACGUCGACGAGUUCACCGCCUGGGUGAGUAAGCACCCGUCGGCGCUUACCAAGUUCGAGGAGAUCGCCGGCAAGUCCAGGGGGAAGAAGAUCGUCAUGUUCAUGGACUACGACGGCACGCUCUCUCCCAUCGUGGCCGACCCCGACGCGGCCUACAUGAGCGACGCGAUGAGGGCGGCGGUUCGCGAAGUCGCCAAGAACUUCCCGACGGCGAUCGUGAGCGGGCGGUGCCGCGACAAGGUUCGUAACUUCGUCGGCCUCUCCGACCUCUACUACGCCGGCAGCCACGGCAUGGACAUCAAGGGACCAAGCUCCAACCCGGAAUCUGUCCUUUGCCAGCCAGCAAGCGAGUUCCUCCCCAUGAUCAACGAGGUGUACAAGAUUCUGGUAGAAAAGACGAAAUCUACGCCUGGAGCCAAGGUGGAGAACAACAAGUUCUGCCUGUCCGUCCACUUCAGAUGUGUAGAUGAAAAGAGAUGGAAUGCUUUGGGGGAGCAAGUUAAGGCCGUUAUGAAGGAAUAUCCCAAGUUGAAGCUUACUUAUGGAAGAAAGGUUCUGGAGAUCAGGCCGAGCAUUAAGUGGGACAAGGGCCAGGCUUUGGAGUUCUUGCUUGAAUCGCUGGGAUUCGCCAACUGCAGCGACGUCCUGCCGGUGUACAUCGGCGACGACCGCACCGACGAGGACGCUUUCAAGGUGUUGAAAAAGAGAGGCCAGGGCAUAGGGAUCCUUGUCUCCAAGUGCCCCAAGGAGACCAACGCCUCCUACUCUCUCCAGGACCCAACCGAGGUGAUGGAGUUCUUGCUCCGGCUGGUCGAGUGGAAGCGGAAGUCGUCGUCGUCGUUGAUGAUUCGGCCGAGAGUGUAGCGGCGACAUGGUAGAGGAAGAGAAACUGAAACGGGACGCACGCCGGCCGGCCGGCCGGUGUGCCCAAUCAUGCGAACAUACAUACCCCCACCACGCCACGUACUACCCCCAUUUUUCUCCGAUGAUUUCUGUGGUGGCCUCUGCGACGGACCCGAUCGUGUGGUGGUUACACGCUGUUCGACUCCGUCCCCUGUGCCACCGAGGAAAAGGAGGCCACACAGCCAAAAAAAAAAAAA
Messenger RNA from Oryza brachyantha (malo sina), 1483 nucleotides. Its product is annotated as probable trehalose-phosphate phosphatase 4. Bases 147 to 1247 code for a protein of 366 amino acids. The transcript is spliced from 11 exons. Gene Ontology annotation, biological process: trehalose biosynthetic process. The record is from RefSeq and is a predicted model, not a curated record. Gene Ontology annotation, molecular function: trehalose-phosphatase activity. NCBI's taxonomy places the organism in Eukaryota, Viridiplantae, Streptophyta, Magnoliopsida, Poales, Poaceae.